Molecule: messenger RNA, 282 nt
Organism: Lodderomyces pseudojiufengensis
Lineage: Eukaryota; Fungi; Ascomycota; Pichiomycetes; Serinales; Debaryomycetaceae
Product: Arf family guanine nucleotide exchange factor
Exons: 2
Coding region: 1-282 (93 amino acids)
Biological process (GO): intracellular protein transport
Cellular component (GO): Sec61 translocon complex
Source: RefSeq, a predicted model, not a curated record
AUGUCUACAACUUCAUCAAAUCAAGCACCAGGAGGGUUAAGAAAUGCAGUAAAAAGAAAAACAACAGCAGAUAAAAAAGCACAAACUUCAAGUGCAACUCCAUUAAGUACAAGAUCAGCAGGAGCAGGUGGAUCAUCAUCAACAAUGAUGAAAUUAUUUACUGAUGAAGCUCAAGGUUUAAGAGUUGAUCCUUUAGUUGUUUUAUUUUUAGCUGUUGGUUUUAUAUUUUCAGUUAUUAUUUUACAUGUAUUUGCUAAAAUUACAGGUAAAUUUACUGCUUAA